Messenger RNA from Ilex paraguariensis (yerba mate), 1921 nucleotides. Lineage: Eukaryota; Viridiplantae; Streptophyta; Magnoliopsida; Aquifoliales; Aquifoliaceae. The record is from the annotation of a GenBank genome assembly.
AUGAUUCCCGCUGCUGUCUACUUGUUGUCAAAUGGUGUCCGUUGGCUGGGAGCACGGUUUUGCUUGCCGGAUGAGAUGAUGCAUGAUAUUGAUACAUCGAUUCAUGCAAGUUCUUUAGAGCUACCAUUCUACUCGAUGGGCAUGAUGCAUUCAUUUGGCAACCCAAAGCAGAAGUUAUCAGCCUGUGAAAGGCUCUCGCAACUCAACACCGGUCAUAGUAAUUUGAAGAAUACUUAUGGUGAUGAAGAAAUCUUCUGUAACAGUGAGAACAUAAAUGAGAACUUAUGUAAUGCAAGUUCUAGCUUCCUAGAUGACAACGUUCUUGACGAGGAGUAUAGUCUGUCUUGGAAGAAGUGGUCAUUUCAAUUGGAUGCCGGUCCUUCCGACUAUAUGAAUAUUGGAAUCGAUGAGAGCCCAGACUUAGUCUUUGGACACCCCCAUGUAGAGAACAAAAGGGCUGGUACAAAAGCAGGCUGCAGAUUCAACAUCUUGGAGUCACCGGCUCCAUAUUCCAAGCACCAAGUAUCAAAGAGCGAUCAUAAUUUCAUAAUUACGGAUGGUCCAUGGUCUCCUACAGUCCGAAGAACUUUUGAUGUUGGAGAUGUAACCAAUCAACCAGCAUGGUCAUGCUUUGUAACAGAAGAAGCACGAGAAAGUAUGAGGUCGCUGAGUGAAGAGUCAUGCUCGUCCAGUGCAGUGAGGAGUGAGGCAACCAGAUAUCCCCUAGCAAACUUGGUAAGUAAAUGUAGUGGGAAGAGUAUAUAUGCCAAAGAAACACAAAGCAAAAAGAGGGACAUUCUCCAGCAAGGGGAGAAUAUGGGUGGACAAGGAACAUUUACAAGCUUGGCUAAUGCACCAAGUUUGGCUCCAGCUCAUUACUCUGCCUCUACUUUCCAGACUAAGUCAGGUUCAGAUGAUGGUUGGUUGUUUGAAGGAUAUGCAUCUGGUUCAGGGGUCCAACAUAGUGCAUCUUCAGCUUCUCAGUUCUCCACUGAAGAUACUUUUGGUGAUUAUCCGGUCCCCAAAUUACAUGUCGAUGCCACAGCAUCUUUUGAGAAAAGCAAACAUGAUGCCCCUGCUAAAUAUUCACCCUGCAACAGCUUUUUUCCUGGAAAGCUUGCGUUCAGCCAAUCUCAUAAGAACACUUCUUUUCCAAACACUAGGUCUGGGUUAAGCAAGCCAAAAUUACUGCCAGACUUCAAUAUGGAAUGCAUAUCUCAGGAUUCAUUUCAUGUCCUUGGUGGUUUGGGAGAAAUGGAGUUUCCCAAGACAACUGUUCAAGGAAGUGUUUGUAAAGUUGGAGCAAAGACGUCAGAAAUCCUGCCAACAGAUGGUGGAAAAUUUGAGCGAAAGGAUGAUGUUUGCAAUUGGAGCCACAGCUUGUCCUCAGAAGCUGGAAAGGCAAUGGAAGCCUCAGAUUCUGUUAAUAACUGCAGUCAUUCCAAGGAACCAGAAGAUGGAACUCCAGAAAUGGAGACCCUAAAAGCAACUUGUUCUCCUGAAAAUGCAGAAGAAACAUCAUCAUCUGUGGACAUCCUUGAUAAAUCUGAUGGUAGCAUUGAUGAGAAGAAAUAUAGGAAAGAUACCCAAGCUUCUGUUUCAUGUCAAAAUGGGUGUAAAGAUAUGGAAAUAGAAGAGUCUGGACCUAUAGAAGGAAGGAAUGGAAGUAAAGGAGAAAAGAAUAGUGGUGACCCAUCUUGCCAGGUGAUGAUGCUUGAAAGCUAUGUUUUGCAGCUUCUAUGUGUGCAAGUACUGAAGGAAGCAUUUGCACAGGGCAUUGCCAAGAAGGUAUGACAGUUCUUCACAUUUGGUACAUGAAGGAUCUAAUUGAAAUAGAGAAUGAACUAAAAGCAAAAGUUAUCUUUGACUUGUUUCAAAUGGAUUUUGUGCCCUACCACUUUCUAAGAAGUUAUAGAGAUGU